Propithecus coquereli (Coquerel's sifaka) is the source of this 1022-nucleotide messenger RNA. It is a transcript of the gene PIN1, whose product is annotated as peptidylprolyl cis/trans isomerase, NIMA-interacting 1. Gene Ontology annotation, cellular component: cytosol; nucleus. The record is from RefSeq and is a predicted model, not a curated record. Gene Ontology annotation, molecular function: protein binding; peptidyl-prolyl cis-trans isomerase activity. The coding region runs from base 140 to 631 and encodes 163 amino acids. The transcript is spliced from 4 exons. NCBI's taxonomy places the organism in Eukaryota, Metazoa, Chordata, Mammalia, Primates, Indriidae.
CGGACGGCCGGGAUCCCCAAUGAACGUCGCCCCCUGGCCCCAGUGCGGGGGUCUCUGAGCCAAUAGGCGGCGGCGGCGGGCGGGCGCAGGCGAGCCGCGGCGCGGCGGAGGCGGAGCAGGCGCUGCGGCAGGAGGGAAGAUGGCGGACGAGGAGAAGCUGCCGCCCGGCUGGGAGAAGCGCAUGAGCCGCAGCUCAGGGCGAGUGUACUACUUCAAUCACAUCACUAACGCCAGCCAAUGGGAGCGGCCCAGCGGCAACAGCACCAGUGGUGGCAAAAAUGGGCAGGGGGAGCCCGCCAGGGUCCGCUGCUCACACCUGCUGGUCAAGCACAGCCAGUCAAGGCGGCCCUCGUCCUGGCGGCAGGAGAAGAUCACUCGGACCAAGGAGGAGGCCCUAGAGCUGAUCAACGGCUACAUCCAGAAGAUCAAGUCUGGAGAGGAAGACUUUGAGUCUCUGGCCUCACAGUUCAGCGACUGCAGCUCGGCCAAGGCCAGGGGAGACCUGGGUGCCUUCAGCAGAGGUCAGAUGCAGAAGCCAUUUGAAGACGCCUCGUUUGCGCUGCGGACGGGCGAGAUGAGCGGGCCGGUGUUCACGGACUCCGGCAUCCACAUCAUCCUGCGCACGGAGUGAGGCGCGCGGCGUCCCCGCCCUGCUGCCGCCGUCACACAGUAUUUAUUGUUCCCAAAAUGGCUGGGAGGGGGGCUCUUCCAGUCUGGGGGCUCUGGGGCCCCACUCCCGGGCUGCCCCUGCCAGGCUCCCCCUUUAAAGAAUUGACUUCAGAAGGGCAGCGGGGGCGGGGAGGCUCCCGGGCCCAGGGGUAGGGGGUGUCCCGAAGAGAAGGCCGGGUCAGCGGAGCCGCCCUGUGGCCCCCGGGGUCCUGGAGGCAGACGGGGGUCCCUGGGUCAUUGUUUCUAGUUAACGCCACGUUCCUCUGUUCAGCUGCAAAAAGCAAACGCCCUGUGCGGCCCACAGCUCUCAGAGCCCUCCCUGAGCGGUGGCGCCACGCCCUUUGCCACCCCGA